UACUUAAUUUACGUUGGAACGCGGAUGAAAAAAAAUCAUUAUAAAUAUCGCCUACUGCCUAGUUCUUAUUCGAAGUUACCGAAAGAAAGUUUUUGUACCGCCGAAGUGUUUAUAGCUUAGUCAGUUACAAAGUGUAGCAAACAAGUGUUAUCAAGUAAGAAAUUACUCAGCUUUUGAGGCUAGAAUAGUUCAACGAGUACAACUCGAACCAAGAAAAUACGGGAUACUUACUCUAUUCUGUUAAAAAAAAGCAUUUUGUUGAACUGGUUGAAUAAAUACUUACCAUCACAAUUUGCGUCCAAACUAAUUUGUACAUUCACUUCUCCAUCGAUUCGUCGUUCAAAGUUGUUAUAAACCAGUGAAAGCCUAAGUAUGUGUAACUACAGUUCGGUUUUAAUAUUUUACGCUUUGAUCUUGUUGACUCAAAUAUCAAAAGGAAAUGGUUUGAAAUGUUAUGAGUGUCGCUCAAACAGUACUUUGGACGCUGCAACUAAAAAUUGUUUGGAUGGGAACGAGAAAGUCCCUAUAAAGGAAUACACACCUAUGCCAGGUUUUACAGCGGUAUGUGUCACCUUCAAACGUCGAUGGGAAGAUGGAUAUAUUAAAGUGUGGCGAAGGGGAUAUGAUAGGUUGCCCGGAAAGGUUGGAUAUAAUGCUGCUUGCGCAUACUUGAGCGCAUAUGAUUAUGAUCUUCCUGAUGUUGAUUGUGAAGUUUGUGGAACAGAUCGCUGCAACAACAAAGAUGUCAAGGCUGAUAAAAUUUCACACUAGACUGGCCUUUUUGUGGCAGUCGCGUACCAAAACACACAUAAAAAUUGUUUCAACUUCCUCCCCACCCGCUUGAAAACCUUGUAAAAGAUAGAUAAACAAGAUAACCUGUGUAUUUGAAAGAUGUGUAUGUAUUGUGCACCUUACCUACUACAGUAAUAUUAAAAAAAGGUCAGAAAUGACAAAUUUUAAUAACUAAAUUAAUAUAAGUAGGUACCUAACUGUAAUGUAUGUUCGGAAGUUUUGUUGUUUUGUGUUGUGUUACUUGUAUUAAACAAAAGGAAUAAAUGACAGUGCAGCCUCACUAUGAACUUGAAA
Molecule: messenger RNA, 1086 nt
Organism: Planococcus citri (citrus mealybug)
Lineage: Eukaryota; Metazoa; Arthropoda; Insecta; Hemiptera; Pseudococcidae
Exons: 4
Coding region: 373-771 (132 amino acids)
Biological process (GO): regulation of synaptic transmission, cholinergic; sleep; positive regulation of voltage-gated potassium channel activity
Source: RefSeq, a predicted model, not a curated record